CUAAAUGUGGACCACUUUUUCCAUAUUCUUCUUCACGCUCAUUUUUGCAUAUAUAUAUAUAUAUAUAAUCUAAUUAGCGGUACCUUGUUUGAUCAGUUUCUAGCAAUGGAGAAUAAUAUUCAUCCUAGGUUUUCUGGUAUAAAUUCGUCUACGGACCAUGGGACUACAGCUUCAUCUCUUUCCCCAGAUCACAUGAUGAUGAUGACUAGUAGUUUAUAUAACAGUGGGAACUUGGAUGGAUUUGUGGGCUUCAAGAGGCCUGAAGUUCAUCACCCUGCAGCACAAGUAGGAGAUGAGGGGCCUUAUAUUAAUGGUAAUAAUGAGACGAAAUUAUUAGUUGGGAGCAGCGGAAAGAAGAAUGGUGAAAAGAAAAUCAGAAAGCCCAGAUUUGCUUUCCAAACAAGAAGCCAAGUGGACAUACUCGAUGAUGGUUACCGGUGGAGAAAGUAUGGCCAAAAAGCAGUCAAGAACAACAAAUUUCCUAGAAGUUACUACCGGUGCACAUAUCAGGGAUGCAAUGUGAAGAAACAAGUGCAGCGGCUGUCUACGGAUGCGAGCAUUGUGGUCACAACUUAUGAAGGAAUGCACACUCAUCCUGUCGAAAAACCCACCGACAAUUUCGAACAAAUUCUCAAUCAGAUGCACAUUUAUCCUCUUUCUUUUAAAUAAUGAAGAAGAUAUACAGACCACUACCAGCUAGCCUUGUGAUCAUAUGGAAUGUGUGUGUGCGAGUCUGUAUGUAGUCACUCCUGUUGUGUUGUACAAAUAGAAUAUUGCAACAUACAAUAUAUGCAUGCAGUAGGAUGAGAAUAUGAGAAUUGAAGAUCAUAAAUUGAUUGAAACUACUUGAUCAUAUAACUUUGAAUGCAACAAAGUUUCUUAUAUUUCUUA
Sesamum indicum (sesame) is the source of this 891-nucleotide messenger RNA. RefSeq names its product putative WRKY transcription factor 75. Gene Ontology annotation, molecular function: sequence-specific DNA binding; DNA-binding transcription factor activity. Gene Ontology annotation, biological process: regulation of DNA-templated transcription. Lineage: Eukaryota; Viridiplantae; Streptophyta; Magnoliopsida; Lamiales; Pedaliaceae. The record is from RefSeq and is a predicted model, not a curated record.